GUUGCGCCUUUUGGAACAGAACUUUCUUUAUGAACAUUUACGCCACUAUUACAAAACCCUAAACCCUAACUCCAAUUUCAGAGCAAUUAUAGGUUUGAGGCUGCAAUCAAUCUGUAAAUUACAUACAAUGGCUUUAAUCGAUACGGCCGCAACUAUGAUUUUCACAUCUUCUUCUUCUUCUUCUUCAACAGCACGGCUUCUUCUUUUCAAUAACACCAAACUUCACAAGUUUCCAAACACUAUUUCCAAUUUUCGCCGCUCAACUUCUCUUCACUUUGGCACCUCAAGCCCUACAUCCAGAACUAUCGUCACUCACUGUUCAUCUUCACCUGCGAGUGCUAUACAGGUAAAUAACGAGACCCUUGCAACGGUUAUUGAUGGAAAGCGUGUGGCAAAAGACAUUAGGGAGGAGAUCGCCGUUGAAAUAUCGAGAAUGAAGGAAGAGAUUGGGAUUGUCCCUGGAUUGGCAGUUAUUCUUGUUGGGGAUAGGAAAGAUUCCGCCACUUAUGUACGUAACAAAAAGAAAGCCUGCGACUCUGUGGGUAUUAAUUCCUAUGAAGUGCGGUUGGCUGAGGAUUCCACCGAAGAAGAAGUUCUCAACCACAUCUCAAAGUUCAACGAUGACCCGUCUGUUCAUGGAAUACUUGUUCAACUACCUUUGCCUUCUCAUAUGAAUGAGCAGAACGUUUUAAACGCUGUUUGCAUAGAGAAAGACGUUGAUGGAUUCCACCCUUUGAAUAUCGGUCGUUUAGCCAUGCGGGGAAGAGAACCGUUGUUUGUUCCAUGCACACCUAAAGGAUGCAUAGAGCUGUUGCAUAGAUAUGACAUCCCCAUCAAAGGGAAAAGGGCCGUUGUGAUUGGCAGAAGCAACAUUGUCGGGAUGCCUGCUGCCCUCUUACUUCAAAGAGAAGAUGCUACUGUGAGUAUUGUGCACUCAAGAACGAAGAAUCCCGAGGAGAUCACUAGACAGGCUGAUAUCAUCAUAUCAGCAGUCGGGCAGCCGAAUAUGGUCAGGGGUAGCUGGGUGAAACCCGGUGCAGUUUUAAUUGACGUUGGUAUCAAUCCUGUUGAGGAUCCAGAAUGUGCGAGAGGAUAUCGGUUGGUGGGGGAUAUAUGCUAUGAGGAGGCAAGCAAGGUGGCUUCGGCGAUCACUCCGGUUCCUGGUGGAGUUGGGCCAAUGACAAUAGCUAUGCUUCUCUCCAACACUCUUUUGUCUGCCAAAAGAAUUCAUAACCUCAGGUGAUCUUUCUUUUUUGUACUGGUGCCAGUCCAAUGAGAGAGUGAUGUUGUCUCUGUUUUUUUUUUUAACCUAAAAGAUUUGAUAGAUAUUCCAUAUGUAGUGUUUGACGUUGCAGAAUGCACAAUAUCGUAAUAAUUGUAAUGAAGUUUUGUAUUUGUGAUAAAUGAUCAAUCAAAUCUUUCUUUUUUAGUUUAA
Molecule: messenger RNA, 1435 nt
Organism: Helianthus annuus (common sunflower)
Lineage: Eukaryota; Viridiplantae; Streptophyta; Magnoliopsida; Asterales; Asteraceae
Product: bifunctional protein FolD 4, chloroplastic
Exons: 5
Coding region: 128-1243 (371 amino acids)
Biological process (GO): tetrahydrofolate interconversion
Cellular component (GO): cytosol
Molecular function (GO): methenyltetrahydrofolate cyclohydrolase activity; methylenetetrahydrofolate dehydrogenase (NADP+) activity
Source: RefSeq, a predicted model, not a curated record